This is a messenger RNA of Nymphaea colorata (pocket water lily), 1098 nucleotides long. RefSeq lists its product as uncharacterized. The transcript has a single exon. Lineage: Eukaryota; Viridiplantae; Streptophyta; Magnoliopsida; Nymphaeales; Nymphaeaceae. The record is from RefSeq and is a predicted model, not a curated record. The coding region runs from base 1 to 1098 and encodes 365 amino acids.
AUGGUUCCCUGCGGUUUCCCAAGCACGAACAUGAGUCCUUCAGCACUUCUCCGAAGCCUUUCCUCUCGCAUCGCCGGGAAGUUCUCCUCACCGGUGGCUCCUUGGCCGGUGCAGAGCGAGUUCGGACGCUGGCUCAGCGACGAGCUCGAUUCCCUGCUGCAGCAUCCUCGCGGCCAGUUUCUCGGCACCGCAUGGCUCCUCGAUGCCAUGGACGUGAACCUGGCUGCCCAGAAGAAGUCCCACGAGCUGCUUGCGCGGUUCAAAGAUGGUGAUGCAACGAAAACGGACUCGUCCUUCUCUUCCGGGUCUUUGGAAGCCAUUAGAAGCCACCUGCAGGACACCAUCGCCAUGCUCGACGUCUGUAACGACCUCCGCGAGCGGCUCGGCGUGGUCAGCGAGUACGCCCACUCGCUGCGCAUAGCGCUGCACUGGUUGGAGGGCGCGUCGGGCCCAAGCCCCGCGGCGCUAGCGCGGGCCAGCGCCGAGCUCGAGCGGUGCCUGACGAUAGAGCGGCGGUGCUCGGAGCUGAGCUCGUGCUGCUCUACGCUGAGAAGGCUGGGCGAGAAGCUGGUUCAGGACAGCACGCCCAGCGCGAGGGACUCGAAGGCCGGCUUUCCGGCGGGGACGCGCGAGCCGGAGCUGCACGAGGCGUUGUGCGCGUCCAAGUCCAUGGCUCUGCUGACGUGCGGGGCUCUCGCCAUCGCUCUGUCGUUCAAGUCGAGGCGAGGGCUGCCGCACAUGCCGGACGCACGCGCGAAGCCGUGGUGCGACGCGCUGCAGGAACUGCACAGGGGGAUCAAGUCGGAGAUCGAGGGGCGGAGAAAGAAGUCCGGCGCCGCCGUCAUGAACGAGCUUGGGGAGGCCUCGGGGGCAUGCCGGAGAUUGCAGGAGGCGAUUAGCCGGCAGCUGGACGGCCGUCCUCGGCCGCAGAAGGGGACGGGCGAGGAGGUGGAGAUGAGGUCCGUGGUGGAGACAUUGGAAGGGUUGUGUGAGGAGAUGGAGAUGGGGGUUGAGUUCUUCGCUCACAGAGUGGACGAGCUCUAUCGCCUCAUCAUCUCUGUGAGAGUGUGUGCGCUUGACAUCCUCCCAUUAGCAUGA